Molecule: messenger RNA, 1029 nt
Organism: Pantherophis guttatus
Lineage: Eukaryota; Metazoa; Chordata; Lepidosauria; Squamata; Colubridae
Product: tetraspanin-18-like
Cellular component (GO): plasma membrane
Source: RefSeq, a predicted model, not a curated record
GGCAGCUGCUCUGAGCCCUAGUUGGAGCAUAGAGUCCUCAGAGCAACUGCCAGAAUGGCUCCUAACAUCUCAGGGUUUGAGCAGUGGUGUUAGCAACUUCACUAUAAACAAUGGUGACAACGGCAGUGGUAGGAGGAGCUCCAAACGGAUGUCUCCUCGCAAGAAGCAACUGUCUGGAGAAUUUAUGGAGAUUGUUACUUAUUUCUGCCGAAAUCCAAACAACUCAUAUUAGCCUUAAAAUGGAUACUGUACUUUGCAUGAAAUACCUGAUGUUUUUCUUCUGUGUUCUGGUGUUUAUUGGAUCACUCUGCCUUAUUAUUGUGGCUAUCUGGGCAAUAAUUGACCCUAAAAGAAUUCUGGAUAUCCAUCCAAACUAUUUCUUAAAAAUAGCAGCUUCUAUCAUCCUCCUUAUGGGUCUACUGCUCUCAUGGCUGAGCUAUUUGGGCAUAUAUGCAACUGUUGCUGAAGAUGUAAAGCUGUUGAAGAAUCUCGUCAUAGUGGUCCUGGUGAUCUCCAUUGUGAAGCUUCUGGUCACUAUACUCCUUUAUUUCUUUGCAGCAAAGAUCCGUGACAAAUACCUUGUAAAUCAGCUGGCCAAGAAGUAUGAGGGAGAUGAUGGCACUAAUGUAUACUCUAAAGCUUUAAAUGGCUUCAUGAUCAUGUUUCAGUGUUGUGGAAUUUUAGGAUCUAGAGAUUUUCAGGAUGCUGAAUUUUUCAAAGAAAAGCAGCCCCGUGACUCAUGGCCACAAGCUUGCUGUACUCGAGGCAAAUCCCCUGAACCUGAGGAAAUUCUGGAUGUGAAGCUCUGUCAGGAAGGAAAAGAUGGAUAUGUCAAUAAUUUAGGCUGCUCCCAAGUAAUUGCAUAUUUCUUUUCUUGGUACACAUGGACUUUUGUGGGCUGUUGUUUAGGAGUAUUAGCUGCUGAGAUAUUUGUUAUGGCAACUGCAUGGUACCUGCAUCGCAAAUUAGAUGAUUGAUCUAGCUUGCUAAUUCAGGAGAAAAUUAAACAUACAAUACUGGGAAAAUGUA